Molecule: messenger RNA, 551 nt
Organism: Xiphophorus maculatus (southern platyfish)
Lineage: Eukaryota; Metazoa; Chordata; Actinopteri; Cyprinodontiformes; Poeciliidae
Product: layilin-like
Exons: 3
Coding region: 48-407 (119 amino acids)
Source: RefSeq, a predicted model, not a curated record
UUCCUGAGGGACAGUUCGCCUGGACUGGACUUUUCCGAAGCCCCUGGAUGUGGUUGGAUGGAAGGAAAGGCUGGCUGAGCUACUGGUCAAGCAAUGAGCCCAAUUCAGCUAAAGAAACCUGCGCAGUAGCAAACUUUGACCCUGGCUACCAAAGGAGAUGGGAGGACUGGGACUGUACCAGGAAGACAGCGUUUGUUUGCUUCAGUGAUUCGAAGCAUGUGGUGAAGCUGAAGCUGGUGAGAAACUCCUACCUGGAUCUGAACGACUCCACCCUGCAGGAAGAGCUGCUGCAGCAGCUGCAGCAGAAGCUGAUCGAUCAGGAAGGAAAAGAAAACUUGAAGCUGAGCUGGAAGAAACGACCAGAUGGAAACGUUUUCUACCCAGAGAGGAAGGAAGACGGAUUCUAACAGGAACAGACGGAUUUACAGGAUUUAUCACCUUAUUUUCCUGCUCUUCUCACAUAAACCCCACGUUGUUCUGACAGUGAUGCCAUCCUUUGAGUAAUACCAAGUCUUAUUAUUUUAUCUGCUUAACUGAGGUGGCUCAUAUAG